Molecule: messenger RNA, 1557 nt
Organism: Condylura cristata (star-nosed mole)
Lineage: Eukaryota; Metazoa; Chordata; Mammalia; Eulipotyphla; Talpidae
Gene: CDC20B
Product: cell division cycle 20B
Exons: 12
Coding region: 1-1557 (518 amino acids)
Biological process (GO): anaphase-promoting complex-dependent catabolic process; positive regulation of ubiquitin protein ligase activity; positive regulation of anaphase-promoting complex-dependent catabolic process
Cellular component (GO): anaphase-promoting complex
Molecular function (GO): protein binding; ubiquitin ligase activator activity; anaphase-promoting complex binding
Source: RefSeq, a predicted model, not a curated record
AUGGAGUGGAAACUGGAGCGCGCAGCCCCGCGCAGGAUCCGGACCGAAGAGGAGAUGCUGUGGGAGAAUGUCAUGCGGGUGCUCGCCAAAGAUAUGAAGAAGAAAAGUCAAGUUUCUCCCAAGGCAUUUGAUGCAGUUACGACUACAUAUUCUAACUUUAAGAGCAACUUCGUGAAGAGGCUGUCGGCUGAGUUUCCUCUUGCCAGCAGCCCAGUUACCACAAGAUGGCAGCAAAACCAAACAAGGGACUUGGCAGCCUAUUCCUUUGGGGAAGAGCAUUUGACCACUGACCUUCUAGAAGCUUCUACAUCUGUGCUGAAGAUACCACUUGAGAAAGAGAUCUUGAUUCUAGGUGAGGUUGUAGAACCACCAAAGACCCCCAUCAAAGGAAGUUUUGAUAUGGAUAAUUCUGCCCUCGCAUUUUGCAAAGGACCUCACAUUCAAGAAGGAGGUUGGAAGGGAAUCAUUGCCUCAAAAAGUCAGAAAUGCCCAAGCCAGUUAUUUUCAACCCAGAAGGUGGCUCAUCAGGAGAGUGAACACCUGCAGUUUUGUGAGCGAUCCCACUGCUGCUGGAGAGGCUGUAGAGAUGGAGGCAGAGACGAGACCUUCCAUCUUAAAAGGUGCAGUGAUACAAACUACUCCAUAUACCAACCAGAGGUGAAGAUUCAUCUCAGUGGCCUUCGAAAUGACUACUAUCUGAAUAUCCUAGAUUGGAAUUUUGAAAAUCUUAUUGCUAUAGCCCUUGGAUCUUCUGUAUACAUCUGGCAUGGGGAAAACCACAGUGUGAUUGAAAAUAUAGACUUGAAUCUCACUUGUAACUAUGUAUCUUCAGUGUCCUGGAUUAAAGAGGGAAACUGUCUGGCUGUUGGCACCAGUGAUGGAGAAGUGCAAUUAUGGGAUGUGCUCACUAAAAAGCGUCUGAGAAAUAUGCUGGGUCACUUGUCUGUAGUUGGGGCUCUCAGCUGGAAUCACUGUAUCCUCAGCAGCGGAUCGAGGCUGGGCCGUGUGCACCAUCACGACGUUCGGGCAGCCCAGCACCUUGUGGGAACCCUUCGCCACCAGCAGGCUGUGAGUGCCCUGAAGUGGUCCCCGGAUGGCAGGCUGCUCGCCAGUGGCUGUAGUGAUGGGUUGUUGACCCUGUGGCCCCAUGACCCAGGAGCAAAUGCACAGCUUCAGCCCCUGAAAGUUAUACCCCAAUCUACAGCAGUCAAGGCCAUGGAUUGGUGUCCCUGGCAGUCUCCGGUUCUUGCUAUUGGAGGAGGAUUGAAGGAUGGGCGUUUACACAUCUUGGACAUAAAUACUGGACAGAGCAUCCAGACUCCAACCACUAACUCACAGAUUUGUUCCCUAAUCUGGCUACCAAAGACAAACGAGAUUGCAACUGGUCAAGGCUCUCCUCAGAGUGACGUGACUAUGUGGGCCUGUCCUGAACUAGACAAGUCGGGUGGAUUUUUUGGCCACAGAGGCAGAGUGCUGCACUUGGCCUUGAGUCCAGGCCAGACCCGAGUGUGUUCUGCUGCCGCUGAUGGCACAGCCUAUGUCUGGAACUGCUGCUAG